Messenger RNA from Lathyrus oleraceus (garden pea), 1853 nucleotides. Its product is annotated as metal tolerance protein 11. Bases 356 to 1558 code for a protein of 400 amino acids. Lineage: Eukaryota; Viridiplantae; Streptophyta; Magnoliopsida; Fabales; Fabaceae. Gene Ontology annotation, biological process: monoatomic cation transport; transmembrane transport. The transcript is spliced from 6 exons. The record is from RefSeq and is a predicted model, not a curated record. Gene Ontology annotation, molecular function: manganese:proton antiporter activity. Gene Ontology annotation, cellular component: membrane.
UUGAGCAACCAAGGUCCCGGUUCACAUUCAUGUGGCUCCGAUCUACCCAGCCACAUCUUCAACAAACUCUUUUCGUCACAAAAAAUAUCGUGCAAAUCUCACUCACCCUCACCUCACGCGCUCUCCCCUCCUCAUCACAACACGCACCAAUAAAACCACCACGUCCAUCCCACGCUCCUUCAAAUCGCACUCAUUCCACAUAUGUUCACACAUUCUCCCACUUUACCGUUCAAAAAAUCCCCAAAAUAUAGAAAGAAAGAAGAAAAAAAUAACAACACAACUGAAUUAUUAUACCAACCAAAAACAACCACAUUUUUUCCUCUCUCAGUCCACUAAAAACGACGCCGUUUUCCGAAUGACCGGAAAAAUGGUAGAGACGGUGGAGCUUAAGAACGAGGAAGAGCUUUCUCUUCUUUCACUUUCCGAUAACAGUGACCGGUCAUGGCGGUUGAACUUCGAGUCGUUUCAGUUUUCUUCAGAACACACGGAAAAGACGCCGAAACCCUCACGUGGUAUCCAUGACUGUUACGGUGUUCUUGGUCAAGAAGAUAAUAUUGCUGAGUAUUAUCAGCAACAGGUUGAAGUGCUUGAGGGCUUUACUGAAAUGGAUGCCUUAGCAGAGCGUGGUUUUAUUCCUGGAAUGUCAAAGGAGGAGCGAGACAAGUUAGCUAGGAGCGAGACGUUUGCCAUCAGAAUAUCAAACAUAGCAAACAUGGUUCUUUUUACUGCCAAAGUUUACGCAUCAAUCAGAAGUGGUUCCCUAGCCAUCAUUGCAUCCACUCUAGAUUCUCUGCUGGAUCUCCUUUCAGGAUUCAUCUUAUGGUUCACUGCAUUUUCCAUGCAAACACCGAAUCCAUAUCAGUACCCUAUUGGAAAGAAGCGGAUGCAACCAUUGGGAAUUCUUGUUUUUGCCUCUGUCAUGGCAACACUAGGACUGCAAAUAAUUUUGGAGUCCGUCCGCACAUUAAUAUACACUGAUAAUAACUUCAACUUGACCUGGGAUCAGGAGUGCUGGGUUAUGGGUAUUAUGCUCUCAGUGACUUUGGUGAAAUUCAUGCUGAUGAUUUAUUGCCGCUCUUUCACUAAUGAGAUUGUUAAGGCUUAUGCUCAAGAUCACUUUUUUGAUGUGAUCACUAAUUUGAUCGGUCUCAUUGCUGCACUUUUGGCCAAUUAUUUUGACGAUUGGAUGGAUCCGGUCGGUGCUAUCAUUCUGGCUUUAUACACAAUUCGCACAUGGUCAAUGACAGUGUUGGAAAACGUGAAUUCCUUGGUUGGAAGAUCAGCUGCACCAGAGUAUCUUCAGAAACUUACAUACCUUUGCUGGAACCACCACAAGGCUGUAAGGCACAUCGACACUGUCCGGGCUUACACAUUUGGGUCUCACUACUUUGUGGAGGUUGAUAUCGUCCUACCAGCAGGCAUGCCUUUGCAAGAGGCUCACGAUAUUGGUGAAUCAUUGCAAGAAAAGCUCGAACUCUUGCCUGAGAUCGAGCGUGCUUUUGUUCAUCUUGAUUACGAGUACAGUCACAAACCUGAGCAUGCUCAAGCUCAUUCUUAGCAGCAAUACGGAAAAGCAAUGCCAACAACUUGUGUAUUUCAUUUGCGCUUUUCGUCUUCUGUCUCGGAUGUAAAUGUGAACCAUUUUAGGUAGAUUUGAAUCUGUACUAACUAAUGAGAAGUUGAUGAGAGCUGUAGAAUUGGAUUUGGGAUAUGUUGUGAUGCCUAUCAUGCAAGGAAAUUGUCUCCACUCUCCUUCUAUAUGUUUUCUUUAUUACUGAAGUUUAUGGGGGGUUAUUUAUGAGGUGAGGUGUAUAUAAUAUUCUUACCUGAUCUAAUGUGAGUUUCUUUUGCCA